This is a messenger RNA of Xyrauchen texanus (razorback sucker), 2698 nucleotides long. Its product is annotated as transmembrane protein 168-A-like. The transcript has 5 exons. Bases 137 to 2182 code for a protein of 681 amino acids. The record is from RefSeq and is a predicted model, not a curated record. NCBI's taxonomy places the organism in Eukaryota, Metazoa, Chordata, Actinopteri, Cypriniformes, Catostomidae.
GUUUGGAGUCCGGAAGCAUCAUGGCCAUCAAGAGGCUGAAAAGUCUGUGUCACAAACAAAUUGGAAUGCAUCAAAAUCACCAUUCCUUGUCUUGGAGGAGUGAGCCCUGAGCCUCUACUUACAUUUAUACUCAAAAAUGUCAGGUCAAGAAGAGUCGGAAAAGGAUGUUGACAUGUGGUCCUCCCUUCGCUGUCUGGGCUAUCUGUCCAGCUUCAACUUUCUGGCCGCUGUGUGUUUGGGAAUGUAUGUACGAUGGGAGCAGACUGCAGCGCCCAUGAUACUGGUCAUCUUCAUCCUCGGUUUGUUUGUUUCAGCCAUAGCGUGUAUCCUCUACUACUACUUCUCAUUGGAGUCGGCCAGCCUAAGUCUCUUCCACUUGUGGUUCGGCUUCCUGCAAGGUCUUCUGUGCUUAUUAAAUGGCCCAUCUUUGGAGAAGGACAUAAAGGAGCAAGUGACAAACUACAUGUUGCUUGCUAGCCUGGCCGUUCAAACGCUCUGGGCACUGACAGAACGUCUAUGCAGCAACACCAAGUAUAAACCGGCUGUCCUCACCUCAUCCGAGCUUCUGGAGCUCCUGGGCUUUGGCGUUGCAAGCAUCAUUUUGGUUCUUCACAAAUCCAUGGCCAUGAUUGCCCUGGUGUUCGCUCUAGCAGCUGUCAUUGUCAACCUACGAAUGAAGUCACUUUUGGCCCUCCCUAACCUUGCCUGCUUUGCUGUGAUCACUGCUGUCACCUUCUUUCAGUCCCUGGAGAUUCAGACCAAUCCCUUUGUCCUCAUUUGCUUCCUUGGUCGGCUUAUCUGCGAGCCCUUUCUAGAUGUCUACUUUAGUGGCCUGUCGGCAAUGGAGUGCUGGAAACCGUUUCUCUCAGCUGGACGCCUGUGGAGGAGAUUUUCUUUAUUACCAUUGAGUUUCGUUGAGGUGGGUUUCUUGGUACUCUGUGCCUUGAAGCUGGGUGACCUGGACGUCUGGUACCUGGUCAUCCCUGGCUUCUGUGUCUUUGGCCUCUUGUGGAUUUUAUGCCACAUGGUGUUCCUGCUGACACUUUGGGGAUUCCACACUAAGUUAAGUGAGUGUCAGAAGACACGGGUGGCCCAACGCUCAGAAAUGCUCAGUUUGGAACGAACCAUGGCCUCUAGAGGAAUGCGUCAUUUUUGCCUCAUCUCUAAACAGCUGGUAUUGUUCUGCCUGACGUCCACCGUCAUACUGGGGGCUGUUUCGUGGCAGGUCACUAAUGGACUCUUCAUGAGUGUGUUUUUAGUGGUUCUGCCAUUGGAGUCUCUGGCCCAUGGACUCUUUCAUGAACUGGGCAACUGCUUGGGAGGCACCUGUGUAGGGUAUGCAGUGGUAAUUCCCACCUUUUACAGCAGUUCGGACGGCCAGCCAGUGUUGCUGCCUCCAGGGCAAGGCCAUGAGCUGCAUUCCACAGCCACCCUGAAUGCAAUGCAGCGACUAUUUUCCCACCACCUGAUCCAGACCUUCGGAUGUGACUACUCCACCAGCCUGAGCCUGGACACCCUGCAGACUAAACUGCAUUCCUUUCUGGAGCUCUGUACAGCAGAAGGCCCGCGGCAUGACGCCUAUUUCCUCUACUACAGCGGACAUACGCAUCUCAAUGGCGACUGGGUCCUGGCAGGCGGCGAUUGUUUGCGUCUUCAGCAGAUUCUCGACAUGUGGCGAGAACGAAAUGCUGACUUCUCCUCGCGCCUCAUCCUAGUUCUUGACACUGAGAAUUCAGCACCGUGGGUGAAGGCAGUGCGUAAGGUGGAAGGGAUGUAUGUGGCGGUACAGGGAGCCAAGGUGAGCCCCGCCCAGGAUGCGGAGAGCCAGGAAGCCCCUCGCCUGGGAGACUUCACCACAGAGUGGGUGGAAUACAACUGCAAUCCUGACAGCGGCGUGCAGUGGUCUGAAAGAGGUCGGGUCGUCGCUGCCAUAUAUGGAGUAUCCAAACCCUGGAGUGACUACGCCCUCCACCUGCCCACCGGGAGCGAUGUAGCCAAGCAUUGGAAAACAAACUUCCCCAAGGCAUCAUACCCACUGGUGGCUGUGGCCAACUGGUGCUGUGGGCUCAACUUGCUAUGGCUGUGUAGUGUGUGUUUCCGUUGUUUUCGGAGAAUGAAACUUUCCUGGUUUCCUCCCAGCAUACUAGAUACGGGACUUGGGAUUAAACUAGUGCGAUCGUAGACAGCCUAAUUGCUUUUGUUUUUACAUUAUGCACUGUAUAAUGUCUUGUAUCUUGUCUAUGCAAUUUUUGGGGAUAUCCUUUAUUGAUUUAAGUGCUUCAGUUGCCUUACAAGUUGGUGCAUAUAGACAGGAAAACUACUAUGUCAUACCACUUUUUCUUCUGAUAAACUUUGUUACAUACUUUAUAUACACAACAUAGCCUCUGUCUUCACUUAUUUGCUCAGUUUUAAGACUGUAAGUGCCUUGGGUUGUCUUUUAAAAGAAAUAUGUUAAUUUAUUGAGUUCUAAGUGUUUUUGGGGGGGUGACAAAGGGGAGAGCAGCUUCGGUUGAACCAUGUUCCUCCCCUACAAAGCCAUAAGGGCGUUUACAGGAGCCAGUACAUGUAUACAAGCAUUUUUGCAAACAUCCAUAUACAUUAAGAGAUGUUUUCUGUUUUUUUUUUUUUCUUUUCUUCAAGAUUUGACCUUUUAUAAAUGCUUGAUCAACAGAACAGCCAAUCCUUAAUAAAGAAUAUU